UAAGCUUAUCAUUUGAUUUUGAGGAGACCCACCAGUCGGUCGUACGGGGCGCUCUUAAGCGGGCCGGAAAACUUCUUCCUAUCCGCGGUGUAAUCGCAAUAAUUUGAUAUCGCUGAUCCGAUUACGCAUCAUAAGCCGCUAUCGAGGAACCCAACCGGCGGCCCGGCACGGUUCCCGGUCUCGCUGAAGCGUCGCCGACGAGAGAGAGAGAGCGGCGUGCCGCUCCUACCGCUACGACUACCCGGGGUCUUACCCGCGGACGAGCGGGCCCAAGAGCGCGGGUAGAAACGGGCCCGGAUAAUUCGCCCUGCUUACGUCACCUUCUAAAUCUCACAUCGCAUUCACAUUCAUCACGUCCGCACGUUUUCACGCAACGAGUGUCUUUUUUUCGUAAGGUUUGCAAAGGACGCAUUCUAUCUUCGGGCAGCAUUAAUGUGUUAGUAGACAUCGCGAUUUUUAACAACUUGCCAUAGAUUUUUUUUUUUUCGAGUGCGUGUCAUUCGAAACUAUCACGCGCACCCCUUACUUACGUCCCACCGGAGUGUGAAGAAACGAAAUCUCAAAGUACCAAGUGCCAAACGGAGUAACGCAAAGUGGAUUUAUCACCUGCAGCCAGGCCAGCGGUAUUAUGGACUACUCGUAUUUGAAUCAGGCCGCGGCGGCGGCAGCGGCCGGCUUCGAGGCCUCCAGCUGCGCUUUAGCCGCCGGCGAGAUGCAGUGCAGUUACGGAGACCUGAGCUCGUGCUCGCAGAUGAGCCAAGCGGCCUAUCGUUACACCGCGGCACGAGCCGCCGGAUAUCCCGGGAACGCGGCCGCUGCCGCCGGCGCUGCGGCCGGCGGCACGCCGCUAACGGCCCAUCACACCACGCACCCCCAUGCCCACGCACAUCACGGGGCCCACUCAACCCCCUGCUCCGUAAUGGCUGCCAGGUCCCAGGAAGUCCAUCGGCACGCCGCCUCCAUCUUCCCAUCGGCCAUCAAUCUUCAGAGUGGUUUGGGAUAUAAGGCUUACUCAGGUCAUGAUGGCCUUGCGGAGAAAAGAAAACAACGUCGGAUACGAACAACAUUUACGUCAGCCCAACUGAAAGAAUUGGAACGUGCAUUCCAGGAGACGCAUUAUCCAGACAUCUACACCAGAGAAGAGAUUGCUAUGAAAAUCGAUCUCACGGAAGCUAGAGUGCAGGUAUGGUUCCAAAACCGGCGCGCAAAGUUUCGCAAACAGGAGAGACUGGCCCAGCAGAAGUCCACGUCGCAGAGUGGCAUCGGGGCCGACAGCGGCGCGUCCAGCCCCGUGGCCAGCACCGUGAAGGCGGAGGGACGUUCACCGAGGAGUCCAGCGACGCCACCCGGUAGCUCGAACAGCGUGAUGUCGUCGAACGAGAUCAAGCCUAUAACCAACCAAAAUCUGGUGAACGUGAAGCACACGGAUGGUACAGGCGACGGCUCGCCUAAUGCCCGAGGAAGCAGCGGCGGCGGCGGUAGCGGUACUUGGGGCUCCUGCAGUCCCAGGCCCUUCUCGGCGGCCCUGCCGCCUUACCUGUUAGACCCGCUGCCGCUAAAAACCGCGAAUCUUUAUUAAACCAUCUCCCGGCCUGGCGGAGAGUGUAAAUACAGAGAACCGCCCGCUCGUCAACACGGAGACGACACGCCGCGCCGUUCAGGUUCAGGGAGGUUUCUUUCCGGGCCCCGGUUUCCCGUGGCAUACGAAUUCGUCGGCGUCCACCCGUACGUGCGGUAUCUUUAGGACUCCGGUAAGAUGCGCCGCUCAUAUUUUUGACAAAGAAAACUACAUUUAGGCAGUUGGGAGAAUGAGGGUGCAAAAGGUGUGCCAUCUUGCUUUGAAAUAGCGUCUGUUGAGAUACAUUCCAAAAUUUGUGCGCUAACAAGACAAAGCGUUAAAUGCCAAUUAUUGAAAAAGGAUCAGGUAUCAAGAUAAAUAUAAUUUAGUGAAUUUCUAUUGUGGUAAUAUUGUGCAGAGAUCGUGAAGCCAAUUAAAUACUCUUGUCUCUUAAAUUCGAAGGGAGAAAUCCACAACUCAAAUAUUUGAGCAAUUUUAUUAGAGCGUGUUAUGUUUAUUCUGCAUCCUGUGAUAAGUGUAGAAACAUUUGAAUAAUAUGUUUCCUUGAUUCCUUUUCGGAUCUACACGUUGGCGUAUUUGUAGAUAGAGAAGAAGAAGAAGUAAUGACGUACAAUUACAUGACGUAAAAUAUUGUUUUUGUUGACACAAACAUGCAGUAUUAUUUAACAAAAUAAUUUUUUUUUUAAUGCAUAACUUAAGAUACGUUAUUUGUCACUAUUAUUUAGAUUGAAACUGAAACUAUUAACUAAAAUAAUGAAUUGAAAAGUAAUAUAAUUUAAAGUGGUAUCAGCAUGCAUUCCGACUGAUAUCGAAGACAAUGGAAUUUGUACAAGCGUUUACUUUAAACGAUAACUUUAAUGUUCCCGAGGAAUAAAAAUACAACAAAAUUAUGUUAACUUGUUUAAUAUGUGCAAAUGUAAAUACUUAUAUAUUUUUAAGACCAUUUCAUAAAAAAAAUCAAUGAAAUUAAUCUAAAUGUAACAUUAUAUAAUCACACAGAACUAAUUAUAAAAGGUCUCUUCUUCUAAAUUGGAAAUUUAUUUCAGAUCUUUUCAAUUUACUAUGAAUAAAUAAUUUUCUUAAAAAUGUAAUGAACCAAUAAUCACUUUCAAUGCAGCUGAUUUAUUUGGGAUAUUAAAUAGAACUAUUAUGAUCAUUAAUUCAAUGUAAGAUAAUAUUCUGAAAUAUUGAAAUAUUCUGAACAUAUUGCGUAAUCUUUAUUUAUUUAUUCGUUUCAUUAUAAUUAUAAGAUAGGAAAAUUAGUUUCGUCCAAAAGGAUGAAAACGUUAUUAGAGCAGAGCUCUAACUCUUGUGGGACAUUAAAUUUUCGUUUUUUGAUAUACGCUUCUUAUCCCGUAUUAUUUUUCAUUGUCAUAGACAAUGUCAAGCUAUUAUAGAAUUAACACAAGAAAAACACAGCGUAGAAUAGUAUCCAUAAAAAUACUAUUAAUGACGCUAUUAUUGCUGAAAUUAACACAAACUUAGUUUAUUGGAGUUGAUUUUAGUAAUGAAAAUUAUGGCUACAUUGCGAAAAUCUCUUAUGAUAUUUAUUAUGUGUAUCAAGUAGCGAAAAACAUAUAUUUCCACAGUAAAAUCCUUGACGCAAAUACAGAAUGUACUUCGCACUGAUUUAAUGCGCGAUUCCAGCGACCUGUCGAAUAAUUAAUUGAUUAAAAAUUAAGAGCAGCGAUCAAUAGAAAAAAAAGCAAAUCCUUCUUGGUGUCGAAAUAAAAGUGAAAAAUUCAUUUUGUUAAUUACAUAAAAGAAAAAUAUUCUGAGAAUAGCAUCGUUGCGUUAAUUGAUGCAAAAUUAUAUUUUGGAGUUCUGACUGAAAAGGAUUUAAAUUUAUUUAAACCAAAAAAUAUUUAUACGGAUAUCUAUUUUUUAUUUAUGUUUAAAAUAUCAAUAGCACUAUUAAAGGAAUAUGAAAAACUCAUAGCUAGAGUCCGAAUUCAAUUAAAAUUGUCAUUUCAAUUGAUUAUUAAUUUUAUCAAUUGUAUAUACAUUCUAUGUUGUUAUAAUACUUCUGUUGCAGAGCUAUGAUAUUAUAAUUUGUUAAUUUUAAUUUAAUAAAAGUAUAAAUUUAGAAUGUACAAAACUCCACGAAGAAAGUCUUAUAUCAUGAAUCGCUGUAGCGCGAAAUUAAAUUCGCGUUAAUUCGCAGAUCGACGGAAUUUCUUCUUAGGAAGUCCUUGAGAUAAAUACUUACAUACCGUCCUGUGUAUCUUGUACCAAGAAGAGCGAGGGUACCUGUCUUAUCACAAUAUACGAUGGACAAUUUCGGCAGUGGUCUGACUCGUUCGUCGUGCGCUGAUAAUGUGCGCAUUAUUCUGCGUAUGUAUAGUUUAUCGAUUACGACUGAAUCUAUUUUAUAGUGAGAUGUAUAAAUGUACAUUAGUUAAGGCGAAGGUAUGUAUAGUACACCUGAAGAUAUUUUUUUCCUUUCACAAAUCUCGUUAAAUCCGCCUUAACUUUUAGAGGGCUAACAAUUGGAUGCAUUCUCUCAACUAUAUCAAUAUGCUAUAUUACUGAUAAUAUAGUUAAGCUAGAUGUAUUUAAAUUUAUUGCACCCAUCACAAUUUUUUUGCAUUUUUUAAAAUAGUCGUUUAUAUUUUAAUACGAUAAUUUUACAAGGUAUUAAAACGUUUAAAAAAAUCGAUAUCUAUUAUUUGAGAAACGAGAAAUCGCCAUUACUCAUUGAGACUUCAGAAAUUACUGUAAAAAAGGCCUAUGUUUUACUCUAUAAUAAAUUGAAAUGUGUAAAAAAAUGCCUUAUUCGUAUCCAUGUGAUGUAGUGUUUCAUAUAAAAAUAACACACACUACUGCAUAAAAAAAUAAAUUUACAUAUUUAAACGUGUAGUUCUGUUAUUAUUUUUACGUGGAAAACUAAAUCACGCACAUGGAUAAAACAUUUUUAGAAUUUGCAAUGUUUGCAGAGACAUAAAGGUCCUCUAAAAGUUAGUGGCAAUAACGUGAGAAAAUUUCUAUUGUGUCCCGAGGCAAUCCAUAUCCCAGUUCGAUAACGAAUGUGAUUUUUUAACGAGGCACUUUUACAAAACUGCGUAUUACUGGCGCGUAGCGAGCCGCGCUUUCGCCCGUCUCCGCGAAAGACGCGCAUUAUCGAUUAUUGCGACGGCGACGAGAGAGAAAAGGCUCGUCUCCACAAGCCAGGAAGCGUUCGUGAACUCUGAACAGCUUCGUUGCUCCCGCCAUUAUUGUUAAGAUUAACGAAUGGUAAUUAUAUGUGUGAACCGGAACUUGUACAGUUGUUGCUAUAAAUAUAUAAAAUUAGUGUUUUACACCAUACUCAUACUCACUUCUCUCCGUUGAAGUCACUCCAGUGAUUCCCCUAUAACAGUUUCGUUGGAGAACUAUUAUUUAUUUUUAGAUAACAUAAUAAUUAACAUUCCAGAACCUCCUUUGGCUAUCGUGUGCCGUCAGGGAUUUAUAUCAAAAGGUUACUACAACAAUUAGCAUACCACUUUGUUUGUGACUAUUUUUUAAAUAAAAGUUAAAAAUAAAAUUUUGAAAACAUAAA
Monomorium pharaonis (pharaoh ant) is the source of this 5117-nucleotide messenger RNA. RefSeq names its product paired mesoderm homeobox protein 2A. Bases 629 to 1579 code for a protein of 316 amino acids. Lineage: Eukaryota; Metazoa; Arthropoda; Insecta; Hymenoptera; Formicidae. Gene Ontology annotation, molecular function: DNA-binding transcription factor activity, RNA polymerase II-specific; RNA polymerase II transcription regulatory region sequence-specific DNA binding. Gene Ontology annotation, biological process: regulation of transcription by RNA polymerase II. The record is from RefSeq and is a predicted model, not a curated record. The transcript is spliced from 3 exons.